AUGGAGUUCUAUUUUGAACAAGAGGUUGAGCGUAUUCACUUCAACAAUGGUAACACUGGAAAAAUAACAAUAAAUACACACGGGGAAAUUCAGGCAUACUAUUGUGAAUAUUCCGCAUUUUACAGUGGGGUUUUGCCUAUUUCCACUGGUACCAAAGCUGAUCUGGUUACAUGUGCACAGACCUGCUAUCUACAAGUAGUACCAAGAAAACUUUAUUUCAAACUUUGUUUUUUUGCUGUAAUACAAUCUGUUUCCAUGUUAAAGGUUAAUAAUCAGAGACUACGUCGCAUGUGUAUUGUUGAACUAUCCCUGAGUAAAUAG
Phycomyces blakesleeanus NRRL 1555(-) is the source of this 321-nucleotide messenger RNA. RefSeq lists its product as hypothetical. Lineage: Eukaryota; Fungi; Mucoromycota; Mucoromycetes; Mucorales; Phycomycetaceae. The transcript is spliced from 2 exons. Bases 1 to 321 code for a protein of 106 amino acids. The record is from RefSeq and is a predicted model, not a curated record.